Molecule: messenger RNA, 1455 nt
Organism: Cornus florida
Lineage: Eukaryota; Viridiplantae; Streptophyta; Magnoliopsida; Cornales; Cornaceae
Exons: 4
Coding region: 1-1455 (484 amino acids)
Source: RefSeq, a predicted model, not a curated record
AUGUGGGAUUCUCUUCAAGCAGCUCAUGAGGGAAAUAAGGUUAUUAAGGAGAACAAGAUACAACUAUUCAAAGUUCAGUACAAGGUUUAUAAGAUAGAAGAAAGAGAAACUGUUGCGGAGUAUAUGUUCAGAAUCAAUGACCUUGUUAACAACAUGAGAGCUCUUGACAAAGAUCUUUCUGAAGUGAAAAUUGAUGAGCUUCAGGCCUCUCUUACUACCUAUGAAAUGAGAAUUGGUGUUCCAGUUGUUCAUAGAAGAGAAGCUGCACUUAAAGCAAAGGAAGUUGUUGAGAAAACUGAAAAAAAGUCUGAAGAUGAUCUUAAAGAAGAUAAGAUAGCCUACCUUACUAAGAAAUUUAGAAAGUUCAAGUUUAAAAACAAGAAUCAGCUACAAAAUGUAACCUGUUAUGGCUGUAGUAAAUUUGGUCAUGUUGUAUCUAAUUAUCCGAACUCAAAGGGGCAAAGCCAGAAGAAGAAUGAGGGAGGAAACUAUAAAGGAAGGUUCGAUAGAAAAGCACUCAUCUCAGACUGGGAUGCAGCUUCUGAAGAAGAAAAAUCUGAGGAGACACAAGAUGAAUUUCUCUUUAUGGCAAUUCUUGAAGCACCACAAACUCUAGUUCAAGUUGAAGAAGAUAAUGACACUGAGAUUGAGGAAAUUCUUGAAGAGUGUGAAAGGCUUGCAGUGAAGUGUGAUCAAGAGAAGGGUCAGAUAAAAAGGCUCAGCUCAGAAUUGUUAAAGUCCAAACAAAUUCUCCCUAAACACUUCAAACUUAAACUGUCAAUGUUGUGUUCAGUUUCUCUCAUCUAUCAAAGCUUAUUGAAAUCUCAAGUCAACACUCAGUGGUCUACCAAGAAGUAUAAAGAAGAACUAUCUCUCAUUCUCGAAGAAAGAUCCCUAAAGAUGGCUGAGAUCUGGAAGCAAUCCACAAAGCAAAUUGGCAAGACUGGAAUUGGCUAUGUGUGUGAUUCAGCAACAAAGAUCAAUCAAACUCACUCUAUAUUUGUCAAAGCCACAACUGGUGAAGUGUAUGCAAGAGACAAUCAAAAGGCAAAAAUCAUUAGUAUUGGAACUAUAAACAAGUCUAAAGAGUUACCUGAGAUUCAUGAAGUUCUUCUUACUGAAGGGCUCAAACACAAUCUUCUUAGUGUUAGCCAACUGUGUGACAAUGGAAAAGAAGUAUGUUUCAAUAAAGAGAAGUGCAGUGUGGUUGAUCUCAGAUCCAAUUCGAUGUAUAGAUCCUCAGGAAAUGUUUAUACUGUUAUUGAAGAAACUCAGAAUACUCAAUGCAAUCUGAUAACUUGUGAUGAAGCUAAGCUAUGGUACAAAAGAUUAGGAUAUCUGCACUCAAGAAAUUUGUCUAAACUCCUCAAACUAAAAGCUGUCAAAGGGUUUGAGCAAUACUGUGAUGAUAAAGGUAUCAAGAAAGAGUUCUCAGCUGUUGCUACUCUUCAAUAG